Penicillium manginii is the source of this 2130-nucleotide messenger RNA. RefSeq names its product neutral/alkaline ceramidase. Bases 1 to 2130 code for a protein of 709 amino acids. The transcript has 5 exons. The record is from RefSeq and is a predicted model, not a curated record. Lineage: Eukaryota; Fungi; Ascomycota; Eurotiomycetes; Eurotiales; Aspergillaceae. Gene Ontology annotation, biological process: sphingosine biosynthetic process; long-chain fatty acid biosynthetic process; ceramide catabolic process. Gene Ontology annotation, molecular function: N-acylsphingosine amidohydrolase activity. Gene Ontology annotation, cellular component: extracellular region.
AUGGCUAAUCUGCGACUGGGGACGGCCUUUGCCGGGCUCGUUUUGACCAUCCUGGUGUUUAUGCAGUUGCUGGCAGUGGUACGCUAUAACGAUCGAGUCCCUGCCGGUAGUUUCGAUCGCAACUUCAACCAGUGGAGGAGCAGAGCCAAUACAGCUACGGACGACGGUCUAUUCUUAGUGGGCGCGGGCAAAGCUGAUGUGACUGGUCCUGUUGUCGAGGUGGAUUUCAACGGCUAUGCCAGCUUGAAUCAACUAGGCACUGGUUUGCGACAGAGAAUCUAUUCUCGUGCCUUCAUUUUUGCCGAUCCCAGCAAGCCCGGGGACGCCUUUGUCUACCUCGUCCUCGAUACCCUCGCGGGUGACACCGCUGUACGACAUGGAGUUCUGCAGGGACUCGCAGCCUUAGGUGGUGACUACGAACGCUACGGCCAACACAAUGUUGCACUUACUGGGACACACUCCCAUUCCGAGUUAUCAGGCGAUUGUGGAUGGCACCAUUUUGUCUAUCAAACGGGCCCACGAAAGUUUAUCCCCGGACGUCUUUCUUUUGGCUCUAUUGACCUCGAGGACGCGAACAUCAAUCGCAGUCCAUAUUCGUACGACCACAACCCUGAAGAGGAAAAGGCACGGUACUCGGCGAAAGUUGACAAGACACUAACCCUCCUUCGUUUUGACCGGGAAUCGGACAACAAAACUGCCGCAGUCUUGACCUGGUUCCCUGUUCACGGGACUUCCAUGUACAACAAUAACACCAUCGUGACUGGUGAUAACAAAGGCGUCGCCGCGUAUUUGUUCGAGCGGAGUGUUGGCAGCGAUUCACGAUUCGCGGAUGAUGUUGUCAUUGGAUUUUCCCAGGCAAAUGUUGGCGAUACUAGUCCGAACAUCCUUGGCGCUUGGUGUGAAGAUGGUUCUAACCAAGAAUGCACAUAUGCGGACAGCACUUGCGGCGGUACAAAUGAGGACUGCCAUGGACGGGGCCCUUAUUUCCGCGAAAAGGACAAUGGUGCAAAGAGCUGCUUCGAGAUCGGCAAGCGCCAGUAUUCGGCAGCAAAGAAGCUCUACGAGCAAUUGGAUUCAAAUCCAACCACUAUUACAGGCAGCUCAGAUGUCAGGUCUUUUCACGUGUUCAAUGACAUGAACGGGUAUACAUUCGAGUCUCCCUUCAACGGGAGCACUUUGAAGACAUGUCCUGCGGCACUUGGAUACUCUUUCGCUGCGGGGACAACAGAUGGACCGGGUGCCUUUGAUUUCACCCAAAAUGCAACUGGGCCAGCCACGCAGAAUCCGCUGUGGAUAGUAGCUCGCGCAGCUAUUCACCAGCCAUCACAGGAACAAAGAGAAUGUCAGGGCGCCAAGGAGAUCCUGCUAGAUGUCGGAACGCUUACAGUACCCUAUGCUUGGGCGGCAGAUAUCGUCGACAUCCAGGUUCUUCGAGUCGGGCAACUCUUUAUCAUAAUCUCAACCAGCGAGGCCACUACAAUCUACGCGCACUACGUCACGACAGAGGAAGAAUACAACGUCCAGCGAUACGAGGGCGCCUCCACUCUAUAUGGGCCCAACGAACUGGCAGCAUAUAUCAAUUUGACUCUCACAUACCUGCCCUACUUGGGCAGUGCAGCGAGCAGCUCCAGCCUCCCCGAUAUUCCCACCGGUCCCAGCCCUCCCAUCAACACAAAUAACUCGCUAAGCUUCAUUACUGGAGUCGUUUACGACGAACAUCCGAUAGGAAAGUCUUUCGGACAAGCCACCUCCAGCCCAGACAAUAAAACUUACAGCCCAGGCGACACAGUCAGCACGACCUUUGUCGGCGCAAACCCCCGCAACAACCUUCGUCAGGAAUCCACGUACGCGGCAGUGGAGCGCAAAGAUCCGAGCUCAGGUGAUUGGAAAGUGGUGCGCAAUGAUCGCGACUGGAACCUGGUCUUCUCCUGGGAGCGGACCAAUCUGUUGCUGGGAUAUAGCGACGUUACUAUUUCCUGGCAGAUCGAGGACGACUACUACAGUGUUGACGAUCCAAAUCCAGUGCAGAGUGGCACGUAUCGUAUGCAUUAUUACGGCGAAUCGAAGAGUGCUCUCGGGGAGAUAUCGUCAUUUGAUGGUAUUGGAGGUACUUUUAUGGUGUCUACAUGA